Molecule: messenger RNA, 868 nt
Organism: Brachypodium distachyon (stiff brome)
Lineage: Eukaryota; Viridiplantae; Streptophyta; Magnoliopsida; Poales; Poaceae
Product: peptidyl-prolyl cis-trans isomerase
Exons: 1
Coding region: 91-609 (172 amino acids)
Biological process (GO): protein peptidyl-prolyl isomerization; protein folding
Molecular function (GO): peptidyl-prolyl cis-trans isomerase activity
Source: RefSeq, a predicted model, not a curated record
CCGGUCUCCUCAUCCAGAUCGCAGAGCCCGAAGCGAAACCCAGAAACCAGAUCCCCAAAUCUCAAAACCCUAGCGCCGGCGAUCCCGAAGAUGGUGAACCCGAAGGUGUUCUUCGACAUGUCGGUGGGCGGCGCCCCGGCGGGGCGGAUCGUGAUGGAGCUGUACGCGGACACGGUCCCCCGCACGGCGGAGAACUUCCGCGCGCUGUGCACGGGCGAGAAGGGCGUGGGCAAGUGCGGCAAGCCGCUGCACUACAAGGGCAGCAGCUUCCACCGCGUCAUCACCGACUUCAUGUGCCAGGGCGGCGACUUCACCAAGGGCAACGGGACCGGAGGCGAGUCCAUCUACGGCGAGAAGUUCGCCGACGAGAAGUUCGUCCACAAGCACACGGGCCCCGGGGUGCUCUCCAUGGCCAACGCGGGGCCCAACACCAACGGGUCCCAGUUCUUCAUCUGCACCGUCAAGACCCCCUGGCUCGACGGCAAGCACGUCGUCUUUGGACAGGUCGUCGACGGGCUCGACGUUGUCAAGGCCAUCGAGAAGGUGGGAUCCGGCAGCGGCAAGACCUCCAAGCCCGUCGUCAUCGCCGACUGCGGCCAGCUCUCUUAGAUCUGACGCGUCUCCUUCGCCGCCGUCUCCGUCUUCAUCGUCGUCGUCGUCGUGUCGUUAAACAAAAUAAGAUCCGAGUCUCGCGUGUCGCUAUCGUGUCUGUGUGAGUGAGUCUGAUGAGAUCUGGGUUUAGGUUGGGCUUCGGGCCAUAGGGGUCCGUCUGUGUCAUCCGUCUGGCUCUGGAAUCUUUAUCUAUUGUCUUCCUUCCAUGUAUCCUGCUGCUGCUAUGAGAAACUUUCGACUUGCUGUCUUUGUGUCU